This is a messenger RNA of Nicotiana tabacum (common tobacco), 912 nucleotides long. NCBI's taxonomy places the organism in Eukaryota, Viridiplantae, Streptophyta, Magnoliopsida, Solanales, Solanaceae. The record is from RefSeq and is a predicted model, not a curated record.
CAACCUGAAGAGGCCUAUUAAGCGAGAUCAAGUAAAAAGUAGGUUGGACUUUGAUGCCUCCGAUAACAUCCCAUGUAAUUCAGAAAUGGCAUCUGGCUCUGACAUGAUUUCUACAUCUGAUUCUGAGAAAGAAGGAGAUAUUUUUGACUUAGAUUUGCCUAAUUUAGAUGCUUUAGGGAUGGAUUUUAAUCUGUCUGAACUACUAGUUGAUUUUGACCUUGAUGGAGAGGGGAUUGAUUAUUCUUGCCAGCAAACAUUAGAUUCUUCCCCAGAUACUUUUUCAGGGUCACCUCAUGAGUCAGGAAAUGUCAAUGCUGAUACAAACCAGAUGACCUCUCAGAUUUCAUCUACAGUUACUGAAGUCUUUUCAGAGCAAGACAUGAAUUUACUAGGUUCAGAUUCCAUGACCACUAUGAAAUCAGUUACCAAAUGCAUCAAAAUUUUAAGUCCUGUUAAAAAUAUCGGAAGCUUGAGGGAUUAGGAGAGCUUUGUGCAAGAGAUUGACUGAACUCUUACGCAGAUGAUUACUGAGGCUGAAAUGCCAUAAUUGAUCACAGUUGAGUUGACUGGAUUUAUGCAACCCCAACAAAUUUACCUAACUAGUUUCACAUACUAACUGUCCAUUCAUUAGCAAAAGGGUGUAUGGUGUUGGAUUAUGAUUUAUUUUCCAUAGAAUUAACAGCUCCAGUCCUAGUUAGAAUAUUGAUUAUAUAUAGCUUAUGGCUAAGCAUAUUAGGAAUUUGUAUAAAUUUAUUUGACAUGAACAAGCUUAUAGCAAAUUUGAUUAUGAGAAACAUCUGAUUAUCUGGAGAAAGAAAUUUGGCAUUUUGAUAUCUUGAUGUACAAAACAAAGUCUCUGGAUGUUGGAUCAUGUAAAUGCAUUCACUCCUUUUCUUACAGAGAGUGAAGAUC